AUUUCUUCUUCAUCAUAUUAUUCUUUCCAUCUUCUUCUUGUCUUGAAAUUAACCAAAGUAUUUGAGAGUUUUUUUUUUAUUAUUAUUUUUUUAGGAAAAAAAUGGUGAUCAACAAGAGUAGUGGUUCAAGCUACCAAGUGAAAUCUCCAAUGGCAAUAACAAUAUUUGGACACUUAUUGUUCAUAGCUAUAACAACACUUGUGUUAGUUUGGCUUUUACACUUUAGAGAAGGACUUGCUUUCUCUUCAUCCAACAAGUCCAAGAUUUUCAAUAUUCACCCAAUGCUUAUGGUUAUUGGAUUUGUCUUAAUGGCUGGAGAAGCAAUAAUGGCAUACACAACAACUCCAACAUCAAGGAAGAAUCAUAAAUUAUUUCACAUGAUUCUUCAUUUGAUAGCUCUUUUGACUGGAAUUAUUGGAGUAAUUGCAGUUUUUAAAUAUCACAAUGAAUCUGGAAUUCCUCAUGUGUACACACUUCACUCUUGGAUUGGUCUUUCCACCAUCAUUCUCUUUGGUUUGCAGUGGAUAUUGUCCUUUUUGACCUUCUUAUUCCCCGGGGCGCGAACGUCAACAAGGUCAAGGGUGGCACCAUGGCAUGCCCUAAUUGGGAUCACUAUUUUCUUCAUGGCAAUUGUAGCUGCAGAGACAGGCUUGGUGGAAAAAUUCAUAUUUUUGGGCCUUAGAAGGAACCAAGAAGGACUUAUAGUUAAUUUCAUUGGGCUUUUGAUCCUCCUUUUUGGAAUUUCAGUUGGUGUCACUGUUCUCAUGUAAAAUUCACAAAUAACUACUUUUCAUCCUUGCAAUUAUUAGUUAAAUAUUCAAAAAAAAAUUAUGUUAUUUCGUGUGCUAUAAAGAAUUACUUAGUCCUUGUAUGGGUGGUUUGGUUUUGUAUAUUUUUUCACUACAUAUUUUUUUUUCCUUUUUUUGUUUAUUCAGGCGUUAAUUCUUGUAUUUAAAAUGGCUUUGUGAA
Molecule: messenger RNA, 969 nt
Organism: Solanum dulcamara
Lineage: Eukaryota; Viridiplantae; Streptophyta; Magnoliopsida; Solanales; Solanaceae
Product: probable ascorbate-specific transmembrane electron transporter 1
Exons: 4
Coding region: 102-770 (222 amino acids)
Molecular function (GO): oxidoreductase activity
Source: RefSeq, a predicted model, not a curated record